Messenger RNA from Saccostrea cuccullata (small rock oyster), 763 nucleotides. Its product is annotated as U5 small nuclear ribonucleoprotein 200 kDa helicase-like. Lineage: Eukaryota; Metazoa; Mollusca; Bivalvia; Ostreida; Ostreidae. The transcript has 3 exons. Gene Ontology annotation, molecular function: RNA binding; RNA helicase activity. Gene Ontology annotation, biological process: spliceosome conformational change to release U4 (or U4atac) and U1 (or U11). The coding region runs from base 1 to 462 and encodes 153 amino acids. Gene Ontology annotation, cellular component: spliceosomal complex. The record is from RefSeq and is a predicted model, not a curated record.
AUGGAGAUAGAGAAUGUUGAUAGAAAUGAACUCCUACAACUGACCGAGGAACAAAUGGCUGACGUGGCCAGGUUCUGUAAUAAGUACCCUAACAUAGAGAUGUCAUUCGAGGUCAAGGAAAAGGAGAGUCUUCACAGUGGUUCCCCGGUCAAUGUACUGGUGUCCCUGGAGAGAGAAGAUGAAUUAGUGGAACCAGUGGUGGCACCAUUCUUUCCUCAGAAACGAAAAGAGGGUUGGUGGGUAGUGAUUGGAGACAACAAAUCUAACUCCCUCCUGUCCAUCAGAAGAUUGACCUUGCAGCAGAAGGCCAAGGUCAAACUGGACUUUGUGGCCCCCUCUCCUGGUCACUAUAACUACACCAUCUUCUUUAUGAGUGACGCCUACAUGGGGUGUGACCAGGAGUACAAAUUCAGCAUCGACGUGAAAGAAAGAGAUAGUGAAAGUGAAAGUGACAGUGAUUAGAUCAGCUGAUUGGAAAGUGAAAGUAUUAAUGUGAUGGGAAAAAAAUGAGGAAUAAAUAUGCUUAAAAACAGUACUAAAUAGAAAAGUGAAGCAAGGAUUCUUUCAAAGUAAUAAUUGAUGAGAGGAUUGUAAAGAAAUUGAACUCUGAGAUGGAAAAUCAUAAUAUGGAUUUUAGAUCAGUUAGCUAAAUGAGACAGUUUGAGACUAACCAAAAUAAAAACUUAUCUGGUUGUUGUCUGUAUGUGUUGGUUUUGUGUAUUAUGUAUUUCACUUGGCCAUCAUUUUCACCAUUGUCAGUGUA